Messenger RNA from Orycteropus afer afer, 1381 nucleotides. Lineage: Eukaryota; Metazoa; Chordata; Mammalia; Tubulidentata; Orycteropodidae. The record is from RefSeq and is a predicted model, not a curated record.
UGCCGCCGCGGCUUCGCGACCUGCGAGGCGGGUUCCCCGCGAUCAGAGGCUGCGGGUGGGGCCUCCGCGGGCACUGUGGAGCGGGCCGGGGGAGGCCGGGAUGGAGCCCCCCGGAGCACUCCCGCGUGGACCCCGAGGAGCUCUUCACCAAGCUGGACCGCAUUGGGAAGGGCUCCUUCGGGGAGGUGUACAAGGGCAUUGACAACCGCUCCAAGGAGGUGGUAGCCAUCAAGAUCAUUGACCUGGAGGAGGCCGAGGACGAGAUUGAGGACAUCCAGCAGGAGAUCACCGUGCUCAGCCAGUGCGACAGCCCCUACAUCACCCGCUACUUUGGCUCCUACCUGAAGAGCACCAAGCUGUGGAUCAUCAUGGAGUACCUGGGCGGCGGCUCGGCACUGGACCUGCUCAAGCCGGGACCCCUGGAGGAGACCUACAUUGCGACCAUCCUGCGAGAGAUCCUGAAGGGCCUGGACUACCUGCACUCAGAACGCAAGAUCCACCGCGACAUCAAAGCUGCCAACGUGCUGCUCUCAGAGCAGGGUGAUGUGAAGCUGGCGGACUUCGGGGUGGCGGGGCAGCUCACUGACACACAGAUCAAGAGGAACACCUUCGUGGGGACCCCCUUCUGGAUGGCACCCGAGGUCAUCAAGCAGUCAGCCUAUGACUUCAAGGCUGACAUCUGGUCCCUGGGGAUCACGGCCAUCGAGUUGGCCAAGGGGGAGCCCCCGAACUCUGAUCUGCACCCGAUGCGCGUCCUGUUCCUGAUCCCUAAGAACAGCCCACCCACGCUGGAAGGCCAUCACAGCAAACCCUUCAAGGAGUUUGUGGAGGCCUGCCUCAACAAAGACCCCCGAUUCAGGCCCACUGCCCGGGAGUUGUUGAAGCACAAGUUCAUUGCCCGAUACACCAAGAAGACCUCUUUUCUGACUGAGCUCAUUGACCGUUACAAGCGCUGGAAAUCUGAGGGCCAUGGCGAGGAGUCUAGCUCGGAGGACUCUGACAUUGAUGGUGAUGCAGAGGAUGGGGACCAGGGCCCCAUCUGGACAUUCCCCCCAACCAUCCGUCCAAGCCCCCACAGCAAGCUGCACAAAGGGUCCGCUCUGCACGGCUCCCAGAAGUCAGUGGAGCCAGUCCAGCGGCAGCCGAGGUCCCAGAGCCUGACCACGCUGGUCCGGCCUGUCUUCGGAGAGCUCAAGGAGAAGCACAGGCAGACGGAUGGGCGGGCAGGGGCCCUGGAGGAGCUGGAGAACGCCUUCAGCCUGGCCGAGGAGUCGUGUCCCGGCAUCUCAGACAAGCUGGUAGCCCACCUGGUGGAGCGCGUGCAGAGGUUCUCACAUAACAGUAACCACCUGACAUCUGCUCGCUGAGGCUGCACUGCUGU